AUGGAUAACGAAAGUGAUAGUGAAGAUGACGACUCAAUAGAUAUAGAUACAGCAAAGGAAUCAAAAAACCCUUAUUUCAAGCGUGUUGGAAAAUUAUUUUUAUUAUUAGCAGUCAUAGUUGGUAUUUUAGUAGUGAUUUUACCCACUACACUAGAUUUAAAAUUAAAUACAAAUGCUGUAAUUUUUAGAAUUUUAUUUGGUAUCUUUAUGUUUUGUUUAUUUUUAUGCAUUUUAAUGAUAUAUGUAGUGGGUUCGAGUGGGGAGGCUUGGGAAGAUCCUAGCGUUAUGGAUAUACACUUUAAUUUUACCAAUAUUAUUAUUAUUGUUGGUAUUAUUAUAGAGUUUAUACAGGUUUGCUCUUUUUCAUUCAAUCUGGGAAGCCAAUUUACUGGUUCCGAACAAUUGCGUUGGUUUAACUAUGCGGCCGUGCCAGCACCAAAUAAAAGUUUUAGAGUAUUGUAUUGGAUAUUGUUUGUUUUUGCUUUCUCUCCAUAUAUUUUCGUAGUUUCUGUUAGAUUAAUUUUGUAUUUUAUGACAAGAAAAAUGGGUGAAAAUUAUACAGCAAAUUUUAUUGCAAAAUAUCAACAAAAGAUUUAUUCAGUUUUAUGGUUUUUAGUUAAUACAAUGUAUUUACCAGUUAUUAGUACAAUGUUUGGAGGCGAAGAUUGCUCAGUAAGAACCAAUAACAAUGUAACAACAGCAACAUUAGAUAGUGAUCCAAAUAUUAGUUGUUUCAAAGGUUUACAUAUAUCAUUUAUGAUUUGUUCAUUGAUUGCACUUGUAAUAUAUUAUCCAGCUGCAUCUUUUGCUCAGUCUCAAACUCAGAAUAUUUCAGAAAUCAAGUUUAAACCAAGAGUCGUAUUUAUAUUUGCACAAGGUAAAGUUGUUUUGGCCGCAAUGACAGUCUUUGCCACAACUUUAAUUACAACUUAUUUAGGUGCUGUAUUGGCAGUUAACAUUAUAUUUUUAAUUAUCAACAUUGUCCUAAAGCCAUGUCUUGUCGAUUGGGUAAAUAGAAUGAGAACUGUACUAUAUAGUUUAUGUUUGGUCGCUACAAUUUGCUCAUGGAUAGCAUACGGCGGUGCUCCUUCAGUCCUCCCACUAAUCUUAUUAAUUGUUGGUUGGGUCGGUUUAUCAAUCUUGUUCUAUCUCUUUUAUAAAUUAAAGCCAACUCUUUCAGAUACUUUAAUCUCUUUAGGAAUUCGAAAAAGAAAGAAUCUAAGUGUUAGCCGUUCAAAUAGUACUAUAAAUUCAACCGAAUUAAAUAAAGUUUAA
This is a messenger RNA of Dictyostelium purpureum, 1275 nucleotides long. RefSeq lists its product as uncharacterized. The transcript is spliced from 2 exons. Bases 1 to 1275 code for a protein of 424 amino acids. Lineage: Eukaryota; Evosea; Eumycetozoa; Dictyosteliales; Dictyosteliaceae. The record is from RefSeq and is a predicted model, not a curated record.